GAUCUCGCUACGUUCGCUCUUCUCUCCACCUUUCUCCCAGCUUCUUCACAUAGUGACGGUGAAUGAUUUCACUUAUAUUCUGAAGAACAACUUUUUCUUCUUGGAUUUCCAAUCAAAACAUGAUGCAGAAACCAUAAAGGAUGUGAUUUGUGUACAAUGCACUAUAAAUAAACCUAUGUGUAAGAAAGUGAAGGUCACCAUGCCACCUCGUAAACAAGUGCACGCCCUGCAAGCCUUUGCGAAGGAUAAAGUACUGUACAAUGUGUGUGCUAUCAUCCUCGACGAGAUUUACUUCGGUCAGGAUGAACACUGGGAUGUAUACGGUCCUCCUACACUGUCUGUGCGUCUACGACUAGUGAGGGAUAUUCUCAGUAACUCCCUUACGCCGGGGAUACUUGAGGAUUUACUUAAUACAAUUCUCUCCCGUGACGAGGCCGUAGAAGCCAUUGUCAGAUACCUUGCUAUACAGCUUCUACUUGUAGAAGGUGUGAGGAAUUUAACCAUUGGAAAUUUUCCUGAGUCUUAUUUUGAAAUGGUGCUGGAAGCAACGGCUAAAAGUGGUGCGGGAAUCCAGCGACUUGAUCUACGAGGAAUAUGGGUACGAGAAGAACAUAAAUAUGCAGUUAUUAAGACACUGCGCAAACUCUCUUGUAUCAGACGACUAACUCUACGCUACGGCUGUGAUGACGACAUAUUGGCCACCCUGGGGAAGUACUGUGAGGGCCUGCAAAAACUUGACAUAUCUGGGUCUCGGGCCAUCACCGAGGCGGGCUUAAAGAACUUGUGUGACAAUCCGUCCCGCAUCGUCUGGGACCGACUUACAGAAUCACUACAGAUUGUAGACCUUGGCGGGCCCGGGGCCCAGGACCUUCCUCCCGCUUUACCGUGCUACCUGUUGCUCACCUUACCACGCCUUGUGAGUCUCGGAUCAUAUGAACACACAGGUGCAGCAGUUGAGCUUGCUGUCACUACUUACCCAGGUAAACAAUUUGGUCUACGGUAUAUACAUGAUGUUGUUACCUCUAGCAGUCGAUUUCAUACAAUAGUCAAGGCCUGCCCCAAAUUACAAGCGAUAUACCUAGAUAGCCCAAAAGACACUGCUGUUCAUUACUUGGAUAUGUUUAAAGACUUAAGAGAGAUUAAAUUACACAAAGUGAGAUGGACUGAUAUGGAAAUAAUGAUAAACAAGAUGGGGUCACGAAUACGUAGUUUGUUUUUAUUGACUGUUUUCGGUCAGGUUGACCUACUCGACCUUGGAAAGCUCUGCCCAAACCUUCAACGUCUUGAGAUGCACAAUGUCUCGUUGGUGUGUUCUGACGUGACACAUACCACUGCUUUCCACAAUAUCCGCGAGCUGCUUAUAUACACAAGUCAGAUAAGUACAUUGUGUGUAAAGCUGUUGAUGAACCAGUGCGUAGAUGUUGAGCACUUGUGCUUGGGCGAGUGUGGUCAUCUGUCAGAUGCCGCAAUUAUCACCAGCCUUAUGAACCAUUCCCUGCGAAAUGUUCGAGAGAUAUGGUUUGGUGUGGCGGACAAGCUCACCAUGCGCGCCAUAGAGGCACUGAUGGAGCACUGUCCUCAUCUCACCAGUCUGGGUAACCUGGCCGCCUGGAGUGUUCAUCCAGAUGACCUAGACCUACUGCGUGUUCAGUUCCUCCUUACCAACACUGACCUCACCCUUCACGAGUUCGGCCCACAACGAGAAGACGAAUGGAUACCUAUAAUGGAUGUCUAAUGUCACCUUUCCAAAUCAGUGAAUAAAUGUCAACCACUGUAUGUUUGUCGAAGUCUGAUGCGUAGAUCUACUCUUAUGAUGUGACAACACCUCUGUUGCUAUUGUAAGUCUGUGUAUUUUUAUUCAGAAGAGGUAAUGCUGACUAAUAAAAUAAGUACUGUGAACAGUAACUAUGAAACCUGACGUACAUACUGUACAGUGAACAAGACACUAUCAAGAUAUGAGUUACCUCCAAAUCUUGCUGCUGUAUGACCUGAACCAUAAAUGAUUGCUAAACCUUUUGUCUUAGAAGUCUAUCACUUUACUACAGUAUUUUUUUUUUUUUGUAAAUCCAACACCGAAGUAUAUUACCAGUACAGUACAGCAUUGUACAGUUCUUUUAUGUACUAGUCUUAACGAUAAUGUAAUGAUUUUGCAUACCAUAGUAAGGCAUUGGAGCCUUCUUUUUCGUGUAUCAUUUAUAACAUGACAAUCAAUGAGCUGAAAUAAGUUCCUUAUUCCAAUAUGAGUUGUUGUUGAGCUAACUUACUACAAUACUUUCAUUUUAAAGUAUGAUAAUAUGAUAAGUAAAUUAAUGUAUUUUUAUUACAACACUGAAAUAUGUUCAGAAUUGUAUAUUCAUUAGGUAUGUGUAUACAGGUAUUGACAGUAAAGUUAGGCUAGUUUGAGGAAUGUUUAUUUAUAUUAGGUUAGUUUAUUAACCAGCUAGGUUUGGAAUUAUGUUUUUAAAAACCUGUUAAAUGUAUAAUGUACUCCACGAACUGUAGUAACUGUGAAAGAGCUCAUGCUUCUUUUUUACCUAUGAAGCGACUAAAGUCCCCCGUACUAUAUUUAAUUUGAGAAAAUUAAGUUUGAUAACAGUAGGGACAGGCAAGUUUAGGUGGAUAUCGGGGUGUUUAAUAAAUAAAACUGUGACCCACAACUUUUCACAGCUCAGGUUUGAAGAAGCCACAAGUCCAGAAAACUGAAGGAAACUUGUUUUCGGAGUGAUAUUUGUGAACUCUUGGAACAACCUGCCAGAGAAUGCUGUGGCGGCACCGAGUGUGAGCUGUUUCAAGACCAGACUUGACCAACACUGGAACAGGUUCAGAUGUAUCCAGUAGACAGCGCAUGACCAGUACUUGGCAACAGUGCGUAACAGAGACGUGACCGACAGCCCAACCGGCUAAAGAGCCGAUCAGUGGCGAAGAGGUUAAAAGUAAGAAGUACACCCAUUACACAAUCAUCUACUGUAUACUAGGGAGGAUCUAGGGUGGUCCUGGGAGUCCGGAUCCCCCCUUUUCAUCAGAAAAUUCCAAUACUUUUUAAUGCAGUAUUGUACUCAGGCUUUUUUGUAUAGUAAAAGUAACUACUGUUGCCCUCAGAAUAUCUCCUAAUAUCAAGUGCACAGUGCAUCAAGAUUGACUCAAAGUGCCCAUGCCUAACUGGAGCCAGGUUCAGAUACAUUCAGGAGCCAGUGCAUGCCAACAGUGCGUAACAGGUACAUGAUCGAUCACCCAAACGGCUAACGAGCCAAUCAAUGGUAAAGAGGAUAAUGGUAAAAAAGAAAAAAAUUAAAUACUGGUCAGAUUUCAUUAAUUUUCGGGGGAAGGGGGGGGGGGCUCCCCCCUGGUGGAUGAGCUUACUGUGUUCGCCAUGUUCCCCACCCACAACUUCUUGGACCCCCCUCUUUUGUUUUUUUGAAAUUUCUGGAUCCGCCCCUGUUCACCCACUACAUUACAGUCUCUCCACUACCUACACUACAUUGACUACAUUAUCGUCUAUACUGCAUCCACUACACUAAGAUCCUGUAAUUGGACCACCGUCUGUUAUUAUUAUGGGACAUUCAAUGCUCUGUAUCAACAUUAAUUGAAAAUGUAAUUUGCAUUUCUGUCUUACUGUAGAUGUCAUUAUUAUUAGUAGUAGUGUUCAUGUGUUCAUCCCACCCCAGUAACUAAUUACAGGGCACAUUUGGUGGAUAUAGAUAUAAAGAGAAUGAUGUGCGAAAUUUUUAUUGUACAGUACCGUAUUAAGUUUAUUUUGUAUAAACGGAAAAAACCCCAGAAACCCACCUAUUAAGGGAAUUCAGACAAUAAUGUACUGUAUACUGUUAGACUUGCACAAGUUAGUUUGGUAUUGGGAGGUUUUUAAUUUCCGUGUGCCUGGCACUUUUUCGGUAGACAAGUUAAUUUUGGGGGAGGAAAAUACCCAGACAGGAAUUUGUCAGGUGAGUGUGUGUGUGUGUUUGAUCUGACGCCAUAUCACGACUUAAUGCUGAUCCCUGACUUUCCUGUUCCUACAAUGACCUGACUUGACCUGCUAAGAAAGUUCAGGAGCGUAUUAAAGCUGAUUCUCCCCCUUUCUAUAAGUAUAUUCCCUAAAUGACGUGACCUGAUUUUUUUAUAUAAAAGCUCCCACGGAUUGUUGUGUAAUGAGUAGAUACACAAAAAUACUGUAGAUUUGGAUGUUUUAAGAUUUUUUUUUACCCUUUCCCAUUAAAAAUAGGCAAGCAAAUUUUCUCCAAAAUUUGUCAGGGCAAGUACCAUAAAUUAAAAAAAGUAAAAGAAAAAAGGUGUGUGUUCGCAGUCUUCAGUUACAGUUUUGGAGAUAUAAAUCUGCAAUUUGGCAUGGAGAUGUGCUUACACCACAGAAGUUUCCAAAAAGGUAAAAUUUUUGGAGUGAACCCCAUUUCAAAAGGUGUAACCCCUUCAUGAAAAAUGAAUGGAUGUAGGACAAAAGCUUCUUAUGACAUACUAUUUUUGUUAAUCAAUACAGUAUUCUUAUUUUUUAUUAUUUAAAAGUUGAAAACUUCUCUGACUGUAAAAUGUUACAGUUAUUAUAUUAGACUGCAAUACCUUACCUAACCAGGAAUAUCAAAAGGGAAGAGGGUCCAAGAAGUUGUUGGUGGAGGAACAUGGCGAGCACUGAGGCCACCCAGCUGAUGGGGGGGGGGGGGUGCGCUGUAAGCACCCAAUAAUUAAUUUUUUUUAAUCUUGCCAAUAUUAUGGGCAUUUUGAGCCCAUAUUGAAGCCAUGUGCACUUGAUAUUAGGAAAUAUUCUGAGGUCAAUAGUAAUUACUGUUUACUAUACAAAUACACCUGAGUAUAAUACCUUCACCUGGAUCCGCCCCUGCUAACCUAACUUAAUUAAUUUAACCUAACCUAACAUAUUUUGCACUUCAACUGAGGGGCUUUUGUCCUACUUUGCACUUUAACUGAGAAAGUUUUAUUCGGUGGGCUUUUGUCCCCCAAUUAAGUGAUCGUGUAGUUGAUGUAGGGUAUAGUAAAGUGUAAUUGCUGUAGUGUAGUGUAUCAUAGAGAAUGUAGUAUAAUUAAUAUACUGUAGUGUAAAUGUUAGUGUAAUGGAUUUAGUGUAGCUGAUAGUUAACUUAGUGUAUAUAAUGUGUUAGCUGUAGUGUAAAUGGUAAUUACCCCUCAAAAACUUAUCCAGGUUCACCAGUGGUUGGCCCCCAGUCCCAAAGGUGGAACCCCCUCAUUAAAAACACAUCUAAAGAGGAGAGGCAGGGAAGUUUGUCCCUGUGGGGGACGACCCCCAACUUAAAAUUGAUGUACCCGGUACCUGUAAUGUAGAUAGUGGAGAGGACGUAAUGAAGUUUAUAGUACUGUACAUUGGAUGGUGUGCAGUGUGCAUAGUGUGGUUGAUGUAGUGUAGAUUGUGUAAAGGUGGUAAUGCAUAAUGUCAUCAGGGACAUAGACCAGGAGCUACCCCUUAAAAACAAACCCGGGCAAUGCUUGGUACCCAGCCAAUCUAUUUAUAAACUGGCUAGAGAUACACACGCAGCUCAAAAGUUUUACAGUAUUUUGUUUAGGUACAGGUAUUAAGGGGAUUGACCCCAGUGAUUAGCCCCCUCCCCCCAAACCUAAAGGUGGAAAAUCCUUAUUUAAAACAUAUCUAAAUUGCUGCGGUCUGAACCCCCCCCCCGCCCCCCCCCACCUAAAAGUGACCCUAACCCCCACUCAUGACCACAGUUUUUGACAGAAUGCAAAUUGGUAUUGAUUGUUAUUUUUUGCAUGUGCACUUAAUUUUGGCUUAGGAUAGUGAAGCAGAUAUAUAGUGGAGAUAAUAGUGGAGUGGAUGUAAAGUAGAUACUGUACAGUAGUACUGUUGUAGUGUAGUGGAUAUUAUAGAUGAUAUUAGAGAGGAUGUAGUGUAAUUAUUAAAGUCGUGUAUGUGAUAGGUUAGCUGAUGGAGUAGUCAAAGACAGACUAUGAUUUGCCCCUCAGAGACAAACUCAGGCAAUUAGUAUUUAAUAAAUGUUUUCACUUUUUUUAUGCAUUUCUGUCAACCACCAUAGUUAAAUUUUGCUGUUAUGGAUUGACUGCUGACUGUCUCAGUAAAACACUAGUACAGUAUUUGCAGAGGGAAUUGUGUAAAGCAAAUUUUGUAUCAAUGACUUAGGUAAUCAUUAUUAGGUUGUUAACAUGUUUAAUAUCCAUAUAAAAUUGUUAAAUUUU
Messenger RNA from Homarus americanus (American lobster), 6189 nucleotides. RefSeq lists its product as uncharacterized. The transcript has a single exon. The record is from RefSeq and is a predicted model, not a curated record. Lineage: Eukaryota; Metazoa; Arthropoda; Malacostraca; Decapoda; Nephropidae. Bases 176 to 1735 code for a protein of 519 amino acids.